UGGAGCCGCCCAUGCAGAAGGUCAGCGCGAUAACAGCCCCGGCAUUCCGGCCAAGCAACAAAUGAUGCAACGGGCUGCGACUGCGUCUAAGAAUCUUAAUCUUUAAAUAAUGCCUGCCAGGCGCCAGGUCCUGUUUUAUUUUGUUAGUUUAGCGGUGGCUCCACGGUCAUCACUUUAAAAAGCGAUCCCCCAGCCUUGCGCACUGGACCUGAAUAGAAUACACCCCCAGUAUGCCCGGUGUCCCCUCUAGCCGUGGUUGCGAUGCCUGCCGCAGACAAAAAAAGAAGUGCGAUCAACUCAAACCUGCGUGUACGAGAUGCACUCGUCUCCAGAUUCCUUGUGUGGGGUCUGGGCAGAGACGAUUCACGUUCAAGGAGGGCUACUCCUCCAAAGGCCAAGGCGCUAUCAUGCUAUCGAGCACAACACAAAUUCCAAGCAAUGACACAAUGGACAUUACCAGAGACUUUAUAGAAGUCCUUCAGGUGACCGACGUCCGAUACGACGUGACGUGGUAUGGCCCGUUUCUGGAGAAUCUGCCCCGGCGCAUUGGGUCCAGCCCGGCCCUCGAUGCAGCGAUAGGCGCGGUGACCAGUGCUGUAAAAGCCCUGCGCACGCGACAAAAUUAUCCAGACGCAAUCGCACGAUAUGUCAAAGGUUGGAAGGCUUUGCGGACGUGUUUGAGUGACCCGGUUCAAACGAAGUCAAUACACACCGUGUGUGCCAUCUACCUGAUGAUGAUCUGCCAGAGCUGGGUUGGGACACCAGAUGAUCAUUUUGCAAACCACGGAGAAAUCCUCGCACAAAUCCUCAACGCGGCAAUGUCUCAAGCCGGGAGAGGGAAGUUCGAAGACAACAUGAUUGUCACCUUGAGUAUGCCGGUGGUCAUGCAAAGCAUUGUCGAUCCAAGCGCGCCUCUUGGGUCUUGGUUCUGGGCAAUCGCCAAAUCAUACGAACCGAGACGACCAAUCCUCAGCAACCAUGGGGGCCGCAUCCCAAGCCUUCAGUUCUAUGUUAUGGCCCAGAUUACACAAUGGCUCCGAGAUCCGGGUCUGCACCUAAUCGAAAUCCACAACGCAUAUAAUCAACUUCUCGCCGAUUGCGUAACCAUGCGGUCGGUACUCGACAAGAUAGCAGAUAUGGACUCAGCCGGUAUCACACAAUCAAGACUGCAUACACGCCCGCAAGCUGUGUAUUCAAUGCUCCUCUGCCUCGCUCUCGUUUUGAACCAGGUGACACGCAUCUUCGACCCGAACAGCAGCUCGUUAGCUGAUGAAGCAACCGAUUUGAUUAACGAAGCCAUUUGGCUUGCACGGCUUGCAGAUCGAUACCGACCUUUUGGAGUAAGCUUCAUGCCUGUUUCGCUGGUGAUGGCGUGGACAGCAGCAGAGGACGUGGCUGUGAAGAAACAGGUACAGGAUAUCCUGGUCGGCUAUGAGAGAGAUUUUCCUGCGGUAAGAUGGGUCCAGACGUGUUUCUGGAUGCAGAAUAAGUAUAGUGAGAUGCGACGGACUCAGUUGGACGCGAUCUUUUCAGUUUCAUGUUGAGAGGGAAAGGAUGUUUUGUUUGUGUUCUAAGGGAGUUCGGAGGAUCAUGUGCCUGCUCUUAGCGAUUCACUACGCUUCUCUUCUGAAUGUACGCUUCAGCGAGUUCAUUAAUGUAACUUCAAUUAAAUAGGAAUACCAUGAAUAUGUUGAAUGUUGAAUACUUAAAAUACAAAGGAGAAAUAACGACCGUUAAUUCCAAAACUAUCCCCAGUCUAUCGGGCCCGUCCCCUGCUUCAAGAUUAACCACCCUCGAAUUCCUCUCCGACUUCUUCGAUGAAAUCAGGAAUCUUGUAGCGGAGCCGAUGCUCAGCUUCAA
Aspergillus versicolor CBS 583.65 is the source of this 1860-nucleotide messenger RNA. RefSeq names its product Zn(II)2Cys6 transcription factor domain-containing protein. Lineage: Eukaryota; Fungi; Ascomycota; Eurotiomycetes; Eurotiales; Aspergillaceae. Gene Ontology annotation, biological process: regulation of DNA-templated transcription. Gene Ontology annotation, molecular function: DNA-binding transcription factor activity, RNA polymerase II-specific; zinc ion binding. The coding region runs from base 231 to 1544 and encodes 437 amino acids. The transcript has 4 exons. The record is from RefSeq and is a predicted model, not a curated record.